Caretta caretta (loggerhead turtle) is the source of this 7763-nucleotide messenger RNA. RefSeq names its product pellino E3 ubiquitin protein ligase 1 (gene PELI1). Lineage: Eukaryota; Metazoa; Chordata; Testudines; Cheloniidae. Gene Ontology annotation, molecular function: protein binding; ubiquitin protein ligase activity. The record is from RefSeq and is a predicted model, not a curated record. Gene Ontology annotation, biological process: protein K48-linked ubiquitination; regulation of Toll signaling pathway.
UUGGAGCCGCCGCUACCGCCGCCGCAGACCCAGAGCGCUGGAAGCUCGUUGGCGGUCGGCAGCUCGCGCUCGCGUCCGCCUCGAAGCCGGCCACAAAGGGAGCUCCCCGGUCCGUGCCGCAGCCCUGCCGGUUGAGCGGGAGGCGCUCUGGGCUCCGCGCCCCAGCCCGGAACUUCUCCGCCCUCCCCCCUUGCCGGGGGUCUGGACCCGUAGCGGCGGGGGCGCGCCUCCGGCCGCGGGGCUCUCUGCCGGGGUUCGAGCCGCGCGGAAUCGCGACGGUGGGCGCCGCUGGUUUGGGCCGGGAAAUAAUGAAAAAAGUCUGCCAAGGCUCUUGAUCAGAGAACUGGAAUUUGAGAAGAAGUCACUAACUAAGCUCAUGUUUUCUCCUGAUCAAGAAAAUCAUCCAUCUAAAACACCAGUAAAAUAUGGUGAACUGAUUGUAUUAGGGUAUAAUGGCUCUCUGCCAAAUGGAGAUCGAGGAAGAAGGAAAAGUAGGUUUGCUUUAUUUAAAAGACCCAAGGCAAAUGGGGUGAAACCCAGCACCGUGCAUAUUGCCUGCACUCCUCAAGCAGCAAAGGCAAUAAGCAACAAGGACCAACAUAGCAUAUCGUAUACCUUGUCUCGGGCCCAGACGGUGGUGGUUGAAUAUACACAUGACAGCAACACUGAUAUGUUUCAGAUUGGCCGGUCAACAGAAAGCCCUAUAGACUUCGUAGUGACAGAUACUGUUCCUGGAAGUCAGAGUAAUUCAGAUACACAGUCCGUACAGAGCACUAUAUCAAGGUUUGCUUGCAGAAUCAUAUGUGAACGGAACCCUCCUUUUACAGCAAGAAUAUACGCUGCGGGAUUUGACUCAUCGAAAAACAUCUUUCUUGGGGAAAAAGCUGCCAAGUGGAAGACAUCCGAUGGACAGAUGGAUGGGUUAACCACAAAUGGAGUUCUUGUUAUGCAUCCGCGCAAUGGAUUUACUGAAGACUCCAAACCAGGGGUAUGGAGGGAGAUAUCUGUGUGUGGAAAUGUGUUCAGUCUCCGUGAAACCAGAUCAGCUCAGCAGAGGGGAAAAAUGGUUGAGAAUGAAACCAACCAACUCCAAGAUGGCUCAUUAAUCGAUCUGUGUGGAGCAACGAUGCUGUGGCGAACUGCCGAAGGCCUUUCACGCACUCCUACGGUGAAGCACUUGGAAGCUCUAAGACAAGAAAUAAAUGCCGCCAGGCCUCAGUGCCCUGUAGGGUUUAACACAUUAGCAUUUCCUAGUAUGAAGAAGAAAGAUGUUGUAGAUGAAAAGCAACCGUGGGUGUAUCUGAACUGUGGCCACGUACACGGCUAUCACAACUGGGGAAACAAAGAGGAAAGAGAUGGGAAGGAUAGAGAAUGUCCCAUGUGCCGCUCUAUUGGCCCCUAUGUGCCUCUGUGGCUUGGAUGUGAAGCUGGAUUUUAUGUAGAUGCAGGACCUCCAACUCAUGCGUUCAGCCCAUGUGGACAUGUGUGCUCAGAAAAAACAACUGCAUAUUGGUCCCAAAUUCCUCUUCCUCAUGGUACUCACACUUUUCAUGCAGCCUGUCCGUUCUGUGCACAUCAGCUGGCUGGCGAACAGGGUUACAUCAGACUUAUUUUCCAAGGACCUCUUGACUAAUACGCGUGUCUCUCAGGACUUCAUUAAAUUUAUAAGCUAAGCAAUUCUGAUUUUAAACAAACUGUCUAUUUCAUAUUCUCUGGGUUUUGACAGUUUGCAUUAAAAUGAAGAUUUUUUUUUGUUUUGUUAUAGCAGCUAAAUCCCUUUCUAGAUGAGGAAAAGCCUGGAAACAACGAGAUUAUGGGGAGGAAAGGGAAAGUUCCUGACUUUGUUUAAUGUCUACUUUUGGAGAAGGGGAGGGAAUUUAUGCAUAGCGAAAUUCAAUGCCUUCAAUUUAAUGUUUUUGAAUGACAUGUCCUUGGUGUGUUAAAAGUUGCUUUUUUGGGGGGGGCGGUGUAUAACUGUGGGUAAAUGUGGUCAGUUCAAAGGACAUUAGUUUACAGCUUGGAUGCAAACAUUGUAAAAUAUAGCAACAUGUAUAUUAACUUUUUCUAUUUAUCUUUAUUAUUGAAAUUAUCUUAUGGCAUUUUGAUAGAGGAGGAGCAUGGUAGUAGUGUGUGAAAUCCAUUGACUGGAUGCAUAGAAUAGUCCUUGAUGGAGGAAGGUUAGAAGAAAACUGUAGAAGUACCUUUUUAAAAUCUAGAGUACUAUUGAGUUCUUAGAGUAGCCGAAUGCUUUUUAAACAAAAUUAAUGCAAAUUACAUUGGUGUAAAAAUAUGCUUUAAACUCACAAAAGAUAAUUAUGAUGGACUUUUUAAAAUGUCUGUCCAUUGGGUAGGACUAUAAUAAAAGAACUGGUCACAGGAAAACAUUUACCUGAUUCUUUGAAUAUGCAAUUUUAAACUAGGUUAAGGAUUUUUCUCCUUCUGUUAACUAAUCUUUUAUUUACCAUUAGCAAUGUUUGAGGUUUUUAUUUAUUUAAACAACAAAAAACGAACAGCCAAGACUCAACUGUUCUUCACUGUUAGAAAAAAGCCAUGAAUUAGCCAGAAAGCUGUGUUCAAUUUAAAGAAAAUUAUUCAUUCUGCUUUUAGUCUAAUCCCUUAAUUUGUAUGCAGGGUGGGUAGAUGGCACACUGGCUUCAUACACUUUGCCUUUCAGCUCCACAGAGCUGGGUACAAAUAUGUAUUUAGGUGACAAUUGAAGACAUUGCAGCCUUGGAGCUAAGAUGUUUGUCCACAUCCCCAAACCAUCAUGUAAACUGGCACAAUUGGCAGUCUGUGCUCAGGAAGAGCUCCAGUUGAGAUUGAGUUGUAUUCAUGGCGCUUGAGGUGGAGGAAGCUUGCAGAAAAGUUACUCACACCAUGGCUGAUUAAGUCUGUUUUUAGUCUCACUUUCAAUAUCCCUCCCUCAAAAUGCUCCUCUUUCUUUGCCCCUCCACCUUCCCCGCCACCACCACCAAUCCCUUACCAGAAAAGGCCAGUGCAUUACAUGGAAUUUGAGGCUAAUCCACCAUGCUUUGUGACAAACAUUCAAAUAAUCCUUUUAGGAUUGAGGUAAGCUUUUUUUUAAACUAGCUUUUUAAACUGGUUUCUCUACUUUGGAUUGGAAAUAUGUACGGUAUAAACUGAUAGUAGCAAAUUCCCGUACUCUGUAGCAUAGCUUUAAUUUAUCCUAUCACAAAGCUGUUCUGAACUUUCCUUGAUAAAAACAAACUGAAUUGUGUUUAGAAGUCAUGAAUUAUUUUCUGUCAAGAAUUCUUUCUCCAUUUUAAAAAGAUACGUAUAUAUAUUGUUUGGUUCACUCAGGAAAUGUAUGUGUCAGGAAACCUGUAUUAUAAGUUCAAGUAGCUGUCAUGUAUAAGUAACUGCUGUUACACCAUUUCAAAGAAAUAUAAUUGAUUUUGACAUUUUUCCGGUUUCAUGCAUUAAGUAAUGAGACUUAUGCAACAAGGAAUCCCUGUAUUGUAGUUCUAAUCAUUUAUAUUCAGACUAUAUAUACUGUAGUUCAAUUUUUAUUUUCAAAUUAAUUUAUUCAAACUAUGUGAGUAAACACUUUUCAAAAAUAGAAAUUACAGAGUUGCCUGUUGCUCUGUUGCAUUUGUUUCUGCUCAUAUGGAAAAGAUUUAACAAAGAUGGAAAGGUUACGGUACUUUUAAAAAUGACUGUUCAGAAAAUAUCUCCUUCACUUUAAGCAUGUUAGUUUCACUUGUAUUGAGAGCAGAGAAAUCUGAUGAGAUGACCAUCAGGGGUUUGAGAUUUGGCAUGUUCAUGGCUUGACUAGCACCUCCCUCCCUCCCUCCACGUGGAGGGGAUCUCCCUCCAAAUUUUGGCAAGGAUGAGAAAGAGUGAUGAUUACUCGCCAUCUUCCCUCCUUGGCACUUCAUUCAGAGGAGGACAAUAUGGGCGGUACAGCUCUGCACUGCACCCAGACUCCAAAGUGGAAAUCCAGGCAGAGGUAAAAAGGCAUACCUCCCUCUGCAUCUCCUUGGGCAUAUCUGACUGCUACCUCCAAUGUGGUCUGAGUAAAAAGUAAAAGCCUAAUUACAGCAAAACCAGCUUUUAAAAUAAAACUGACAGGUUCUUCUGCCCCCUGGGGCACCAGCCUGGGCUCCCUUAUACUGUCCUGCUGAGCCAGGCCCUCAAGCCUCCUCCAGCACACACACACAGGUAGGGACACACCCAGCUUCAGAACAGAAAGACAGACACUGAAAUCAGCUCUGCAUGGAAAGGUGUCAGCUAAGGAACUGCCCAGAUACUCCCAGUGCACACACCCCCUAGGAGUGCAAACCCAAAACUGCAGUCUUGCACGUUGUUUUCCAGUGGUGUUGUCUCUUCCUCUUCCCUUAUCCCCACCCCUUCCCCCCGGGCCUGUGGAAGAAUACUGGUAUUCUAUCAUGGAGUCCAGUACCAGGUGACAUGAUCACAAGACCCUGCAGUGUCAAAGCAGCCAUGUAUCAAAGGCCAUUUGUAGUAUCCCAGGAAGGUGGGAGAUUAGCAUCUUCAAAGACCUAUUGUUCUCCCUAAUGGUCCAUUGACUGGUCCCCAUCUAGUCAGUCUAACCAGCCAGACUGAUUGCAUUCUGUCUGGUGGGCGUUCCCCAGGUGCAAACGCUUUUGUGGUACAGAUGUAUAGUCAAUAUUCCUAACUUUAGAUACAGAAAUCAUGUAUGCAUACAAAUAGGAUAAUCAUAUUCAGCAGAUCAUAACCAUUCCAAUGAUAUCUCUCAUGCCUUAUCGUGCACAAAACAUCAUAGUUUUGCUAUAAUCAUAUAAUAUUUCUAUGAAGAAUAUGGGGUGUAGCGUCACAACAACAAAACUUUCAUUUUCCACGUAAUCAAUAAGGAUGAUUGUUCCCUCUAGUCCUGAUUCUGGUGCUGGCAGUGAGGAUAUGAAAAUCUGAGAAGGAAACUAUUGAAAAAAUUUAAAGAAGUUUGCCAUUAAAUCACUUUGUAUAGGUACCUUUUUCAAAAUCAUUCCAAACUAUAAAGGGAGCUGAGGGUGACAUGUUCACCUUUGGUGACUACACUUGCAGUGUGGAGGAUACACGUAGCUACACACUGCAGUGGAAAGCAGGCUGUAUCCACACUGGUAUGUAGCCACACGGGGCAGUGAGAGGCUCUGGCAGGGGGAGGAGGUGGGGAAAGGCUCCUGCAGCUCUCAGCAGCUGGGAAAGGCUCCCGCCGUGGGACACUACACUGCUAAAUAUAGCAGUGUGGACAAGGGAGGCACUGUUUGGAUUCAUAGAGCGCCCUGUAGGGUGUGUACCCUAUGGUUCUGGCAUGUCUUUACUUGCCUGAGCAGUGCCUCACCACCUAUGCUGCCGUUUAUACCUCUGCUAGCUAAGUGUGCAGUGUGUGUACUCUACAUGCUGCCGUAAGUGUCAGCAUAGUCUUUGUGUUUUGUGGGAGAGAAGCUGGCAGUAGGGGCGUUCACGAUUACAGUAGCGCUUCCAUAUGCAAUGGACUUUAAUGUGUUUUGUUUGUUGCCCUGAAUGUUACACAUUGGCAGCAGCUUAGUUAUGCUUAUAGCUUUAAGAAGAUCACAUUUUUAUCCACGCUGCUCUUCUGGUGUUGGGAGAAAACACUUCUGAAUGAGGAUGAGAACUGCAGCUUGGGUAGAACAAACUCUUGCUGUGCAGCCUUAUAUUAAAUCUAUCGGAGACCCUGCGACAGGUUGCAUGCUGUCUUUCCAACCUCCGAGAGUGUGUUGGCUUUUGCCACUCCUGUUCAUGUGAGCAGGCAACGUGUUGACAUGUGUCCUGUUCUCUAACUGCAGGAUUCUUGUAUGCUUAAGAACAAUGAAGCAGAUGACACAGUGCCCUAAAUCUCAUGCCUGUGAACCAAAACCUAUUUGGUUGCUCUAGUUUUAGAUGGAGCAGUCUUGACUGGUCUCUCUUUAGAGUCCUUUCAGAGGGCUUUACAUUGUCCUUUGAAACCAAUUUCUUAAGGUUUCACGUGCUGUGUAAUCAAAUUGUAAAAUGAAUGUGGAAUUGGGCCCAAUCCAUUGGGGGUAAAAUUUUCAAAAGUGCCUAAGUGACUUAGGAUCCUUCAAAAUGCAUAUAGGCACCAAGGCCCAUUGACUUGAAAUGAGAUUUAUGUUCUGAAGUCACGUGGGCACUUUUCAAAACUUUACCCCCUGGAACCUUGGUUCUUAACACAAUCGGUUUGGAGGCAAGGGAAUGUAUUUGUUAGUAACAGCCAAUGGAGUGUUGUCAUUAAGGGUAUGUCUACACCACAAUUAAAAACAGUCAGCUGACCCGUCCCAGCUAAGGGGCUGUUUAACUGUGAUGUUGACACUCUGGCUCAGGAUGGAGCCAGGGCUCUAGGACCCUACAAAGUGGGAGGGUCCCAGAGCUCUGCCCAAACAUCUGCACUGUAAUUAAACAGCCUCUUAGCCCAUGCCCUGCAAGUCCAAGUCAGCUGGCAUGGGCCAGCUGCAGAUUUUUAACAGUGAAGACAUACACUUAGUUUCAUUUUUGGUGUUGUGUCCCUAAACCAAUCCCUGUUGCCCAUGAUAGCCAGGCACAAAUUGUGUGUGGGGGUCAGCAGCUCUGAACCUUUUCAGACUACUGCACCCCUUUCAGGAGUCUGAUUUGUCUUGGGUAACACCCACCACUUCACCUCACUUAAAAACUACACGCUUACAAAAUCAGACAUACAAGUACAAGAGAGUCACCGCUCACUAUUACUGACAAAUUGCUUUUCUCAUUUUUCCAUACAAUUAUAAAAUUGAUUGGAAUACAAAUAUUGUACUUAUAUUUCAGUGUCUAGUACAUAGAGCAAUAGAACACGUCGUAUUAAAAUUGUACUGACUUUGCUAGUGCUUUUUAUGUAGUCUGUUGUAAUACUAGGCAAAUAACUAGAUGAGUUGAGAACCACUGGUGUAGGUGUUUUCUAGUGCAUACUUCUAAAGGCUAGCACAAGUGGAAAGAAGCAUUGAAAAGGCAAACCAUCACCCCGAUGGUGCGCCCCAAAUCUGCUGUUUUUAUAAGGAGUUGGACGCUAUCCUAGGUGGUGACCCCACCUCCACUGAAAAGAGCACCGUGGAUACUUUGGCGGGUCUGGAGCCAGUGGAAAGUGGACCUAACCCAGAGGAGGAAGUCAUUGAUGAAGAUGUGAGGCUGAAGAAAAUGCGGAGCCCUGUGACACAUCCAGUCAGGAGCUGUUCUCUACUCCAGAGGUGUUUAGCCAGUCUCUGCAAUCGCUCUCUGGUGAGCCAGAAGCAGGAGAGGAGACCCCCAACUUCACCUUGAGAACCAACCCCUCAACAGCAGCAGAGCAUCUGCGCAAGAUAAGAAAACAGCUAAGGUGGACCAAGGAAGAUAAAUUCUGGGUGGUGGUGCAGCGGUCAGAGGUAGAAAACGCUGAAUGCAAAGCGAAAAGCAGGAAAGAGAAGGAUUCUUACAACAGGGAUGCCACAGAGAGGCUGAUUAAAGUUCUAGAGCAUCAAACCAACAUGCUCCAGACUCUCAUAACACUGCAGACUGAGCAGAUGCAUACCCGCCUUCCCCUUCAGCACAUUCCCUCCCCAAACGCCCCGUGCGCAUUCCUUUCCACCUUCUGGCACUUUGCACUUUUCUCUACAGUCCACCCCCACAGACAGCUUUUCAAAUGAAAGCUGGACCUAUAUUCAACUAUGAAAAUCAGCUCUCCCUCUCCCCACCCCCUGUACCUUCUCCCCCACCAACUGUGUGUUUUUCUGUGUGGUGUUGUGGUUUAUUUGGCAAUAAAAGCAAAGGUUUUUUUUAAA